AUGACUCCUUUGGGCCCCUCCAAGGAUCCCUCCCUCUCCAACCCCUCCAAAGACCUACCUCCAACCCCUCCAAUGACCUCUCUCCAGCCUCUUCUAGGAUCCCUCUCCAACCCCUGCAAGGAACUCUCUCCAACCCCUCCCGGGACCCCUCUCCAACCCCUCCAAGACCCCUCUCCAACCCCUCAUAGGACCCCUCUCCAACCCCUCCAAGCACCCUCUCCAACCCCUCCAAUGACCCCAGUCCAACAGCUCCAAGGACCCCUCUCCAACCCUCCUAGGACCCCUCUCCAACCCCUCCCAGGACCCCUCUCCAACCCCUCCCAGGACCCCUCUCCAACCCCUCCCAGGACCCCUCUCCAACCCCUCCCAGGACCCCUCUGGCAGUGUCGCUGUCAAUCGUGCUGCUAG
Hyalella azteca is the source of this 408-nucleotide messenger RNA. RefSeq names its product anther-specific proline-rich protein APG-like. The transcript has a single exon. The record is from RefSeq and is a predicted model, not a curated record. Lineage: Eukaryota; Metazoa; Arthropoda; Malacostraca; Amphipoda; Hyalellidae. The coding region runs from base 1 to 408 and encodes 135 amino acids.